This is a messenger RNA of Phacochoerus africanus (Common warthog), 3141 nucleotides long. It is a transcript of the gene ITIH6, whose product is annotated as inter-alpha-trypsin inhibitor heavy chain family member 6. Gene Ontology annotation, biological process: hyaluronan metabolic process. Gene Ontology annotation, molecular function: serine-type endopeptidase inhibitor activity. NCBI's taxonomy places the organism in Eukaryota, Metazoa, Chordata, Mammalia, Artiodactyla, Suidae. The record is from RefSeq and is a predicted model, not a curated record.
AUGAAAUGGAAUCUAGGUUAUCUGAGAGCUGGUGAGAAGACCAACCUGGGAGAAACAGGGGAUGAGACUAAAAAGGCCAUGAAUGUGAUCCUUGGUAAGCUGCAGGCCAGUGACUACUUCAACAUCAUCUCCUUUUCUGACACAGUUAGUGUCUGGAAAGCUGGAGGCUCCAUCCAGGCCACCAUUCAGAAUGUCCACAGUGCCAAGGACUAUCUGGGCCACACGGAAGCUGAUGGUUGGACUAACAUCAAUGCAGCUCUGCUGGCAGCUGCUUCAGUGCUGAACCAUAACAACCAGGAGCCUGGGAGGGGCCUCAGUAUGGGGAGGAUCCCUCUCAUCAUCUUCCUGACAGAUAGGGAGCCCACAGCUGGCAUGACAACCCCCAGUGUGAUCCUCUCCAACAUCCAUCAGGCACUGGGCAACAAGGUGUCCCUUUUCAGCUUGGCCUUUGGAUAUGAUGCUCAUUUCCCACUGCUGCAUUGCUUGUCCCCGGAGAACCGAGGAAAAGCCAGGCGCAUAUAUGAGGAUGCAGAUGCAGCCCUACAGCUGAAGGGCCUCUAUGAACAGCUCUCCAUGCCUCUGCUGGCAGACGUACGUCUGGACUACCUAGGUGGCUUGGCUGGGGCCUCCCCUUGGGCACUUUUCCCCAACUACUUCGGUGGCUCAGAGCUGGUGGUGGCAGGUCAAGUGCAGCCAGGUGAGCAGGAACUGAGCAUCCUCCUGGCAGCCCACAGCCCCAAGGGUCAGCUUCUUGUGGCUCGCCACAAUGAAGUGGCCACCAACAGAAGCCAGAAGGUCUUUGGUUGCCAAGGGGAGCCAGCCCCCAGUGUAGCCCACUUUAUACAUCGCCUCUGGGCCUACAUCACCAUUGGAGAGCUGUUGGAGGCACGCUUCCAAGCUCAUGGUGCCACCACUCGCCACCUGCUGGCUGCCAAAGCCCUCAACCUGUCCCUUGAAUACAAUUUUGUCACAUCUCUUACUUCACUGGUCAUGGUGCAGCCCAAAGAAGCCAGUGAGGAACCCAGGAUACAGACUUUCAUCACAGAUAGACCAGGCACCAUCACACCCUCAUCCACUAGCAGGCAUGGCCUAGGGGCAGGCACAGCCCAGCCAACCUUGGUGCCCAAGGUUUCUCCCAAAUCAAGGCUUGUGAAACCAAAGUUCUACUUAACCUCAACUACUCCUGCCUCUACAAGGAAGAUUCCUAGUUCCAAAGAGUUGGAGUCACUGGAUCAGAAACCUAGUACCCUAUCCAACCUCACACACCCAAAGGCCAAAAUCUCAGCACAACAGGAUUCUGGCACCUUGGCUCAGCCAACAUUCAGGACAAAACAUGCUUACCUUGUGCCCUCAAAUUCCAAUGCCCUAUUGCUUCUGAAGCCCAGCAUGCCAUUACACCAGGAUGCUAGUACCCUAUUACCCAUGAAUUCCAAGACACAAGCCUCACUGCUGAAUCCUGGCCCAUCCCAGCCCAAAGCUGGCUCCAUGAAACAAGCUACUCUGCUGCAUUCCAAACCAGGUGUUCCAUCACAACCUAAACUAGAUGGCCUAUCACACCCCCAAUCUGGGAUACUCAUAUCGCAGUCACUCAAAAGCCUGUCACAGCCAAAGCCUGGAGUCUCCACACAUCAGAUCAUCAAAUAUCCACCACAAACCAAAGCAAGUGUUCCUGAUUCCAAGACCCCAAACAACCUGCCAUACCCUGAACCCAGGAUCCUCUUACCCAAGACCUCUAAAAUCCCAUCACCUCUUAAACCCAGUGUCUCGCUUCACCAAACUCCCCUAAGCUUAUUGCUUCCCAAAACUAGGACCCCAGCCCCCAAUAAACCUAAAAUCCCAUUAACCUCCAGAUCUGCCAAAAUCAGGCCCCCACCUCCUCAGAGCCUAAGCACACUCCCAAGCACAAUCUCAAGUCCCACAAGUCCCAGCAGUACCAUGACCAUUUCUGUCCUUGGAGAACCCCUCCCUACUCCCUUUCACCCCACCCCACCCUCUCUGCUACCCCUCGGAAGGCUCUGGCAUUAACAUGACCUACUUCUAGAGCUCCAAGGUACCAGGCAAAUUCUGCAAUCAUCUGUGUCAGAAGUUCCGACAAUGGGCCUACCCAACAGCUCUGGGCCUAUGCCAGAAGGCAGUCCCCCAAACCUGCCUGUCUUGCCACCUUCUAGUGCCCUCCCUGAGGAAGUCAGCCUCCUCCUUCUCCCUGAAUAGCUAGAGCUGCUGCCUGAAUUAGUGGUGGAGUCCAAGUUUGUGGAGUCCUUGAAUACACCAGCUUUCUAUACCUUCCUCACUCCUGACAAAGAUGGAAAUUCACAUUGGGACAGAAAUUCUGAGGAGAUCCUUGGAGGAGCUAGAGGCAGCAUGGAAUCUCAGGGAAGUUCUGCAGGACUGGCAAAAGGCACACUGCCAAGUAUCUUCACUUUCUCAUCCUCAGUGGAUGGGGACCCCCACUUUUUUGUGAUCUACAUCCAACACUCAGAAGAGAGGAUCUGCUUUACACUGGAUGGGUGCCCAGGGGACCUGCUACAGCUCAUAGAUGACCUAAAGGCAGGGCUGCAUGUGCGUGGACAAUUGCUUGGGGCACCAUCAAGGCCAGGCCACAAGGACCAGAUCCGUAUCUACUUCCAGACAAUCACAGUUACUACAGACAAACCCUGGGUCUACACUAUCACCAUCACCCGAAGUUACAUAUCUGUGCAAGGUGAGGGUACCUUGCUCUUGUCCUGGGACCAGCCUGCCCUACUGAAGAAGCCCCAUCUGGAGCUCCAUGUGGCUGCUGCAGCCCGCCUCACCCUCCGCCUUGGACAUCACCUUGAGUUCCUAGUCCUCCGGGACUGCUACCAGAACCCCAGCACCCUGCAACUACCCCACCUGGGGUUCUGUGUAGUCGAUGGUUCAAGUCUCAGCCCCUUGGCCUGUGGCCUGUUGGGGCAGUUCAAGCAUGCAGACAUCCAGCUGGUGGCAGGGCCUAUGGGGCCAACCCUGAGGAGGCAUGAAGGCUCAGAUGUGUCUGUGGUCCUAGGCAAGAGGCUGGUGAAGGACUCACCAAGGCUGCCACCCUUCUGGGCUUCUUGCUGGCUGGUGAAGCACCCUCAUGUACAGCAGCUGCUGGGCCACCCCUACUUUGCCUAUGUCCUGUGA